CCCUCAGUUAUGUCAACAUAACGCUAAACAUGGCUGCCCGCAUGAAGAACGUGAAUAAAGCUAGUUUAAAUCAAGGUGUUAGCGUUACAGUCGGAACAACUAGUUUUCAGAAGAAAUCGCGCAGCAAGUUCGUCUCCAUCCCUGGAACUAGACCAUCCGUUCAAAAUGGACAGCUUAUUGUUUCUACUGGGGUCACAUCUCUUGAUUAUGUUAUAGGAGGUGGGUUAGCUGUUGGAAGUCUGUUGUUGAUAGAGGAAGAUAAAUAUGACAGCUAUUCGCGAAUGUUACUGAAGUAUUUCUUAGCAGAAGGUGUUGUCUGUGGACAUUCUCUCUUCAUAGCUUCUGCCAAAGACCACCCGGAUGAGAUUUUAAAGGAACUUCCGGCUCCUCUGCUUGACGAUGUUCCAAACACCAAUGCGGAACACCUGCAAAAGCAAGGGAGUGAUCCGGAAUGCCAAGACUCUAUGAAAAUAGCCUGGCGCUAUCAGAACCUUCCACAAGUACAGACAACACUGGCAUCUUCAACAAGAUUUGGCCACUAUUUUGAUGUGUCCAAGUCAAUGAACUCAGAGAUGAGACAGGCUGCUAGAUGUGAUUUGUUUUUCCUUCCUUCUGAACUGCCUUUAGAAUCCCCUGAAGAUAUAAGCCGUAUGAACAUUGGCUAUACCAAGCUGUUGAGAUCCAUCCAGGGAGUCAUUCACAGGGAAGGAUUUGAUGGAGCCUGUCUCCAGAACAAGCCAAGAAGCAUUCUUAGGAUAGGAAUCCAUUCACUUGGCUCAGCCCUUUGGGGUGAUGACAUCUGUUAUAAGGAGAGCCCACACUAUGCCCAUAGUCUUACGACAUUCCUGUAUAGCCUCCGUGCCCUCCUCAGAGGAUCGCUCUCAGUUUGCAUGGUGACAGUGCCUUCACACCUCAUCCAGAACAAAGCAAUUAUGAGUCGUGUAACGAAGCUGUGCGACACGGUGAUCAGUCUUGAAUCAUUCAGAGGCUCCAAGAGGGAAACCAACCCACUGUACAAGGAAUAUCACGGUCUGCUGCAUGUGAAGCAGAUACCUCAUCUCAAUUGCCUGAGGUGUGAAGUUCCUGACACAAAGGACCUUGCUUUUAAAUUAAAGAGAAAGCAAUUCACUAUUGAGAGACUGCACUUGCCUCCAGACUUGUCAGACACAGUGAGCCGUUUGAGCAAACAGGAUCUGGCAGAAUCGGCCAAACUGCUGAGACUGGGAUGUGGCACUACAGCCACAGGCAAGAAGCACCUGGACUUCUAGUGGUUUUUAUUUAACCCUUUCACUUGCCAUUUACAUGACAUUCUAAUUAUGGCUGGAUGUUGUAUUGCCAAUUAAUCCUGACCUAUUCUUUCAGUAUUUUUUCCUAAAUUCCAGAAUUUAGGGGAAAUGUUAAGAAUGUAUACUCCUGAAAAUAUUAAGAAUGUAUUCUCUUCCAUCAGGUAAAAAUACAUAGUUUUCGUGUUGCAAACCACAAGGUAAAUACCAUUGGGAACCUUUGGUGUUCCAGAGACAAGCAUGUGAAUUCUGCAGUUUAGUGCCAUGAUAGUUUUCUUGAUAUUUUACAUUACAAGGCAUUAAUUGUGAUGCUACAAGACUGGCUUGCAGACAGCAGCAAAAUGGUGUAUGGUUUCUUGUUUAUCCCUGCACUCCAGUCUGGAGAUGUGUUUUGUUUGCAGUUCAAAGGGAAGUGUUUUUCUGAUGAAAACAGAUUGUCCCUGUAAAUGAUGUCAUCGGGAUUUCAUGACACAUGGUUGAUGCACAGUACUACAUCAGUACUUGUGAUAUUUUUAAGAACAUUUCAAAGCAACCAGUGUAAUUUCACCUGCAAAUUACAUUGAAUAGAAUUUUGCUGUUGUGCCUUAUAAUAGGUUUGUCACUGUUAUCUUUCAUGACACUCAUGUGAAAUAAGAUGUAUUGUGUUAAUAUUUGCUGUAAAAUGUAUUUCUGAAUAAAAGUUAAGA
Messenger RNA from Lepisosteus oculatus (spotted gar), 1969 nucleotides. RefSeq names its product elongator acetyltransferase complex subunit 4 (gene elp4). The record is from RefSeq and is a predicted model, not a curated record. Gene Ontology annotation, biological process: tRNA wobble uridine modification. Gene Ontology annotation, cellular component: elongator holoenzyme complex; cytoplasm; transcription elongation factor complex. Lineage: Eukaryota; Metazoa; Chordata; Actinopteri; Semionotiformes; Lepisosteidae.